AUGUUUAAAAGGAAAAUUACAUAUAAAACUGUCAUAUUGUUCAUAUUUGGUGUUUCUGUGAUCGUUCCCCUUGCAUAUCAUUUUGUUGGAUAUACAGAGGCUGAAAGACUUAUGUAUCAUGUGCAUGAUUCAAACGCCCUCAAUUUAUUUGCACUUCGCUCGAGCUGGCCCACCUCUGUAUUGGGGGGAAUAUUAUUUCAUGGGGACCCAAUACCAAACUCUAAUGCAGGAAAGCAAUACGUCGUGCUCGUUUAUAAAUAUUGGGACCAGUUGAAAGAGCGUCAAAUGUUUAACUUUGGGAAAAAAGGCAAAGAAGCGGAUAUUUUGGACGGUUGCAGCGUCAAAAAUUGCAUAUUUUCUGGUGAUGACGCCCUCAUGAAUACAGCGGACGCAGUUCUCGUUCACCUACAACACGGAGUGGUACCAAAAGUGAAAAAUAGAAACCCGAAACAAAGAUGGAUAUUUUGGAGCGACCAAUCGCCAAGACAUACGUUCACUAUGGCCAGGCAUGCUACCGACAGGACAACUCUAUACGGUGUAUUCAAUUGGUCCAUGACUUAUCGGAGCGACUCUGACAUACCGGUACCCUAUGGUCGAACUGUUCUUUUGCCAAAACCGGUAUUAAGUGAGUAUAAAACGAUGGCUGAACUCACCACAUUGAUACCAAACUGGGAUCGAAAAAGAGCAAACAAAACAGCUGCAGUGCUGAUGUCCAACUGUGGGAUAAAAGCAAGAAAUGAUUUCGUAAAAGAAUUAAGGAAGUACAUCAACGUAGAUGUGUAUGGAAGAUGUUCCGACAAGAACGAGCUUCGGACGAGUUGUCCUGGACAUUUUAGAGGUAAAUCAGAUUGUGACCCAAUUGCAGAAUACUUGUUUUACUUAGUGUUAGAAAACACGAGUUGUUAUCAAUACUUGACUGAGAAGGUAUUUCACCACGCGUACUCGAAAGGCGCAAUACCAGUUAUAUUUGGACCAUCUCGUGGAGAUGUUGAGAGCCUAUUACCACCAAAUUCUUACAUAUUCGCUGAUGCGGACACGGCUAUUCAAAAUCUAGCCAAAGAUAUAAAGGCUGUUGCGUCAAACGUCGAUCUCCUUCUCUCGAUGCAUACAUGGAGAAAUCAUUUCGAAGUUAUCAAUGAACACGGAUAUUUUGGGACCAAAUCUUAUCAUCUAUGUCGUGUUUGUGAAGCCCUAAAUUAUAAUAGUGAAGAAGAAAAAGUUUACGACAGCGAACUUUUAGAUGUGUUCUUAGAUCCAUCAAAAUCGUGCUACAACAGAAAUACGUAUAAACGUCUUAUGUAUAAAAACUAA
Spodoptera littoralis (African cotton leafworm) is the source of this 1311-nucleotide messenger RNA. Lineage: Eukaryota; Metazoa; Arthropoda; Insecta; Lepidoptera; Noctuidae. The record is from the annotation of a GenBank genome assembly.